Molecule: messenger RNA, 288 nt
Organism: Puccinia triticina
Lineage: Eukaryota; Fungi; Basidiomycota; Pucciniomycetes; Pucciniales; Pucciniaceae
Exons: 2
Coding region: 1-288 (95 amino acids)
Source: RefSeq, a predicted model, not a curated record
AUGAUACGGCCUGCUGGCGCCGGGGGAAGGCUCCAUCAUGGGAGCCGACCGGAGAAGCCUGUGCCGAAGCCGCUGUCCCGGGAUGUCACCUGCCCGGGCAGACUCAACGUCCCACCCAGCACCCAGUCCCAGCCCAGCCUGCUGCUCGCCGUCGCCGGAAAACGCGGGCUCACUACCUUCAACACCAGCUCUGGAAGAUGGAAGCUCUUCGAGAACGAGCAAGAGGAGCAGCUGGUUCAUGUCCGCGGAGGCAUGUCAGCUUACUCAAACCCCCUGGCUGUCUCUUGA